Schizosaccharomyces osmophilus is the source of this 1827-nucleotide messenger RNA. Its product is annotated as CIA machinery CIA1/CFD1 fusion protein. The coding region runs from base 1 to 1827 and encodes 608 amino acids. Gene Ontology annotation, molecular function: ATP binding; 4 iron, 4 sulfur cluster binding; protein binding. NCBI's taxonomy places the organism in Eukaryota, Fungi, Ascomycota, Schizosaccharomycetes, Schizosaccharomycetales, Schizosaccharomycetaceae. Gene Ontology annotation, cellular component: cytosolic [4Fe-4S] assembly targeting complex; cytosol. The transcript has 2 exons. Gene Ontology annotation, biological process: iron-sulfur cluster assembly. The record is from RefSeq and is a predicted model, not a curated record.
AUGGAUCAGGUGCGGCAUGUAAUCUUGGUAUUGUCAGGAAAAGGAGGAGUUGGGAAAUCUUCCGUAACAACUCAGUUGGCUCUCUCCCUUCAUGACUCGAAGCUUCAUUCUCGGCCUUUAAAAAUUGGUAUUUUGGACAUUGAUCUUACGGGACCAUCAAUACCCAGAAUGUUUGGAAAAGAUGCUGAGCAAAGUCGCAUUCGUCAAUCCAGCGCUGGCUGGAUCCCUGUAUAUACUGAUGAAACGAAGGAAAUUGGACUCAUGUCUCUCGGUUUCUUGCUACCUUCUAAGAAAGACAGCGUUGUUUGGCGUGGUCCGAAAAAGGCUGCUAUGAUCCGCCAAUUCGUGAGUGAUGUACACUGGGGAGAACUAGACUAUUUAAUUAUAGACACUCCUCCUGGUACUGGGGAUGAACAUUUGACCAUCGUGGAAUCCUUGUUGGCGGAAACAUCAGACGUACGAAAGGGUCCCAUUGAUGGUGCAGUUAUGGUCACUACACCUCAAGCUCUUGCUACAUUGGACGUGCAAAAAGAAAUAGAUUUUUGUAAAAAGGCAGAUAUUCGAAUCUUGGGGGUUGUGGAAAACAUGAGUGGUUUUAUAUGCCCUCAUUGUGCUGAUUGUACAAACAUUUUUUCGAGCGGUGGUGGGCAUACCCUUGCAGAAAAAUAUAAAAUACCUUUUCUUGGAUCAGUUCCGAUUGACCCCAAGUUUGGUGAGAUGAUUGAAAACCAAAGCUCAUCUACGAACCUCUCCGCACUGUACCCUGAAACAGAAAUGUCAAAGGUCUUUUUCCCUAUUGUGCAAAAUUUUUUCCAUCAAAUUUAUAACAAGCGCUCUUUGGAAUUUGUUACCGGUCUCAGUGGUCAUGAUGGAAGGAUAUGGAGUGUAGACUCCCAUCCGGUUUUACCUCUUUUUGCUAGUGGUUCACAGGAUAAGACCGUUCGUAUCUAUAACAGCGAUACUCUUCAACUUGUGCAUGUAAUAGAUGGAUUCCAUUCCCGUAGUGUCCGCAGGGUUGCUUGGCGCCCUGUCGAUCGACCUAUACUUGCAGCGGCUUCUUUUGAUGCUACAAUAAGUAUUAAUGAAAAAAUUGACGACGAUUGGGAAUGUACAGCUGCUCUCGAGGGGCAUGAGAAUGAAGUAAAAUGUAUUGCUUGGUCUCCUGGUGGAAACUUUCUUGCUACUUGCUCGCGUGAUAAGUCAGUUUGGAUUUGGGAAACUACCGAAGAUGACGAGUUCGACUGUAUGGCAGUCCUUCAAGAGCAUACACAAGAUGUCAAGGUUGUAGCUUGGCAUCCGUCUGAGGAUCUUCUCGUUAGUGGAAGUUAUGAUGAUUCGAUUUGCUUUUGGAGAGAUGAUGGUGAUGAUUGGGCUUUGACAUGCCAAUUGCAAGGCCAUGAAAGCACCGUUUGGGCUCUUGCCUUCUCCUCCACUGGGUCAAUUUUGGCCUCUGGAGAUAACGAGGGCAACAUAAUAUUAUGGACAAAGACGUUUAGCAAUGAAUCUGAAGCUAUCAGUAACUCUACAAAUAUCCUUCGACCAUCUUUACGAGAAGAAUGGAUAAGAAAGGCAACUUUGCCUCAUCUGCAUAAAGGUGCAGUGUACUCACUUUCUUGGUUAAAUGACAAAGUAUUAGCAUCCGCUGGUAGCGAUGGAAAAAUUGUUGUUUAUGAAAGUGAGCAACAUGAUGAUAAUAUUUGGAGGGUUUCCAUUGAAAAAGAAGGCGCACAUGAUGUUUAUGAAAUUAAUUCUAUAGCCUGGUUAGGAAACGAUAAGCUUGUUUCGGGUGGUGAUGACGGCGAGUGCCGCGUAUGGCAUAUAAAUUAG